GCCCGGGGUAGAACGGAACUCUCACGGGUAGGCGGAGUCGGUAAACCUAUAGACGUAUCUUCCACUAUGCCGCAUGGUUGUCACGGUUACAUUUGCGAAAAGCACUACGACUGAGGGUGGCAGUAGCAGAACGGCUGAAAAGACUGUCAGGAUGGAGCAGUGUGAUAUAAUUGUGCUUGGAACUGGACUUAAGGAAUGUAUCCUUUCUGGUUUACUGUCUCAAAGUGGGAAAAAGGUUCUUCACAUUGACAGGAAUCCUUACUAUGGAGGAGAGAGUGCAUCACUUUCUCCCCUUGAAGAGCUUCACAGGAAGUUUAAGGUUCCUGGUCCUGAUCAGUCAAUGGGCCGUGGAAAAGAGUGGAACAUCGACCUCAUCCCCAAAUUCUUUCUUGCCAACGGUGACCUGGUGAAACUCUUGGUGCACACUGAAGUUACCCGAUAUUUGGACUUCAAAGUGGUUGAAGGCAGUUAUGUUUACAAAGCAGGCAAAGUGCACAAAGUCCCCGGCACAGAAGAAGAAGCCAUGCGUGCUUCAGAUCUGAUGGGCAUGUUCGACAAGAGAAGAUUCAGGAAGCUGCUGUUGUUUGCCCUGAACUUUGACAUGAGAAAUCCUCGGUCCCACCAGGAUGUGGAUCCUAACAAGAUGACCACACGGGACCUCUUCUGCCGCUUCGACCUGGGACUAGAUGUCAUGGAGUUCACAGGUCAUGCCAUAGCCUUACACAGCAGUGAGAGCUACCUGGACCAGCCGUGUGGGGAAACCCUGAGACGGAUCCGGCGGUACUCUGAGUCUCUGUCCCACCACAACCCCAGUCCAUACAUCUACCCCGUGUACGGCCUGGGAGAACUACUGCAGGGAUUUUCCAGACUGAGUGCAGAGUACGGAGGAGCUUUCCUCUUGAGCACAGCAGUGGAUGAGAUCGUGAUGGGUGACGGAAAAGUGAAAGCUGUGAAAUGUGAGGGGAAGCUGUUCCGCUGUAAACAGCUCAUCUGCGACCCCAGCUAUGUUCCUCAUCGAGUGAGGAAAGUGGGGCGUGUGAUAAGAGUCAUCUGUUUAUUAAAUCAUCCGGUUAAAAACACCCACGAGGUCAACUCCUGUCAAAUCAUCAUGCCUCAAACGCAACUCAACAGGAAAUCUGAUAUUUACAUAUCUGUGGUGUCUUAUGCCCACAAUGUGGCCUCAGCCGGGAUGUACAUCGCCACAGUGAGCACCGCUGUGGAAACCAGAAACCCAGAGACAGAGGUUCAGCCGGCGCUGGAGCUCCUCGAGCCCAUCAUGCAAAAAUUUGUUUCAGUCAGCAACUUGCUGGUUCCCAAUGACGAUGGAAAACAGAGUCAGAUAUUUGUGUCCCGCUCAUAUGAUGCAUUAAACCACUUUGAGACUGAAUACGAGGACAUUAGAGACAUGUACCGCCGGAUCACAGGAACAGAGCUCUGCCUCGGAGGAUCUCAGAGACAUAACUCUCACACCUCGGAUGAAGACUGAAAAAGACUUCAGGGACAAGUAAUGCAACCGCUGGGAGGCCGUAAUAACUAUAUUGAAGGUUAUACUCACGGCCGUGAAGCAGAGGGGGGGCGAUGGAGAGUGAGUAUCUAAGGGAAUAUUGGAGGUUUUUUUCCUAUAGUUAGUUUGCUAUUUAUACUUUCUGUGAAAUUUGAAAAAUUCAUAACAAUUUGGAAAAAAGCAUUUAUGAUUUGAAGUUUUAAUCUUCUUUAAUCUUAAUUGAAGAAUUUACUCAAUGUAUUCAAUAUUUUUGUUACAUUCUGUAUUAUUUAGAUACUCUGGGGAUAUUAGUAUUUUCUAUUUUGAAUUUGUAUAAUACUUGCCACUAAUGAACAUUUUUUAUUUCAAAUUUCAAUUCUUACUAUACUUGCCGCUAAUGUUAAUUUUUAUUAUAUUUGUAUCUUAUUGCAUCUUUUAAACAUUUUUAACUAGUGUAAUGCUUUACACUGAUGAUGGAAACAUUUUUCCAUAAAUAAAGUAUAUAUAUAAUGUUUUUGUAUGGGACAAGGUGAUGCUUUUGACUGAUAUAAAAUCCUGAGAACGCUUGCACUUAGGAUAGAAAUACAUCUUAGGUCUGUAUUAUUAUUAAUAAAUCAUUACUUUAUAGUAUCUAGCUUGGUGUUCAUUAUUCAAUAUGUUAUUUGCUGGAUUUAAA
This is a messenger RNA of Notothenia coriiceps (black rockcod), 2159 nucleotides long. RefSeq names its product rab GDP dissociation inhibitor beta. The record is from RefSeq and is a predicted model, not a curated record. Gene Ontology annotation, molecular function: Rab GDP-dissociation inhibitor activity. Gene Ontology annotation, cellular component: cytoplasm. The transcript has 12 exons. Lineage: Eukaryota; Metazoa; Chordata; Actinopteri; Perciformes; Nototheniidae. Gene Ontology annotation, biological process: small GTPase-mediated signal transduction; protein transport; vesicle-mediated transport. The coding region runs from base 74 to 1486 and encodes 470 amino acids.